Molecule: messenger RNA, 15991 nt
Organism: Podarcis lilfordi (Lilford's wall lizard)
Lineage: Eukaryota; Metazoa; Chordata; Lepidosauria; Squamata; Lacertidae
Source: the annotation of a GenBank genome assembly
UUUAUAUGUAUUAUAUUUACUGGGAGCGGUCUGGGGAGGGAGGAUGCGGCAGCCCACCCAGUGCCUGAGCGGGGCGGAGCAGCCCAGCUCGGCCGAAGCUCAUCUCUGCCGUGGAGACAUCCGAGAUGCAAAAGGCAGAGGCCCGGCCACGUCAGCACGACCACUUCGGGGGCGCCGCAAGGGGACGAGGCGGGGAGCGCGCCGCCGGAGUGCCGCUCGGACCCAUGGAAAUCCCCGCCGGGCUGAUGCUGGUACGAGGGCGGGGAAGCAGCGGCGAGGGAAAAGGGGCGAAAGCCGGCCCUUGGGUUAGGCAGCCGCCUCAAGCAGAGGAUUUUGGCCAUCGCGAAAGGGCAGGCGUUCAAUUCAUUUUGACGCGUUUGCUCUCCAGCAUCUGUGGAACUGUCUGCCUCAGGUGCCCAAAGGCGCGAUGCACCUUCAUUUGAGUGGGGCGGAGGGGGAGACGCCGCUAGAUGUCGGCGCCUGAGGCUGCAGAAAUGUCUAGGGCGGGCCCGCGGGAGGGGCGGGGGGAAAUCCGCCACCGAAGCAAAUGCCUGCGCGAUCAGAAACGGCUCUCCAAACUGCGUUGUACAGUUCAUUUUCUGAACUUUACGCACCUCGGUUCCCAAGGGCCGUGUGCACGCCCGAGGAGAAGGCGACGCGCGUGUUUGCAAGGCGCGUUAAGAACAAACGUCGUCCUGAGAAGGACGGGCACAGGACAAAGCGUCCUCGGCAGGGGCCUAGCUCUUGCUGAAGUGGUAAACAUGUGUCUCAGCUGCACCACGUUGGACUUCAAGUGGGGGGGGGGGUCACAUGACUGAAGGGUUUACCUAUGCGAAACAAAACUCCCCUGCGCAUAGAAAACUAAAGCUAAGGGAGAAGGGUUGGAACACAGCCUAGCCUUCUUCCUGAUAGGCUCCUUUUCUGUGUGGGUAGGUGAAUCUAUUUUUCUUGUGGGCGUCCCCACAUUCCAUUAUACCAGCUUCCACUUGCAGUCAAAAAUAGUCUAGUCUGGACACCAGUUUACCCCUACCAAAGUGAGUGUUCUCCGGGGGGGGGGGGAGGACCCUUAAACCCAAAAGCAAUAUCCAGAGUAAAUGAUUACGCCACAGACAGGGUGUGACAGUUACUUAAGGAAAGAUUCCAAAAUCCAUAUUAGGGCAAUGCCUUUAUUAGACUAAACAAAAUAUAACAAAGCAUUGUUUAAGCUUUCAAGUUCUCCAGAAGUCUUAAUCAGGCUAGAAUUGUAAACAAAACAAAGAAGAGAAUAAUUGACCUAAGGGGGAGGCUAAUAAAUGUAUUGCCAUAAUAUGAAAUAUGAAUUUUUUCUUAUAGGCCAAAAUGGCUUACAUUUAUUUUUUGUUUGGCCCAGGUAUGUGUUUCAGGAGGUCUUAGAUCAAUGAUGAGGAAGCUGAGGCUCUGCAGAUGUUGUUGGACUACAACUCCCAGCAUCUAUGACUGUGGGCUGUUCUGCCUGCGGCUAGCGAGAGUCCAACAACAUUAGGAGUGCCUCUGGUUCCUCAUCCCGGUCUUCGACCGUAAAGUCUUAAGUGGACAGCACAUCAAGGAGCACCUCAGAAAAGACAUUGCGAAUCAGGAAACCCUGGGGAAAUGGGGGAGAAUUCUAGGUUUCUGGGGUCAACAGAGCUAGAGAGAUACUAUUUAUUGUGGAAAUAAAAAUAAUAAAAAUAAAAAACUGUCCAGUAGCACCUUAUAGACCAGCUAAGUUUGUUCUGGUAUAAGCUUUCAUGUGCAUGCACACUUCUUCAGAUACUGAUGGACUUCCAUUUCAUUUGUUGUGGGACACAGUCCUUCGAGAUCAGUUCUGUCCCCAGGAAGAACUUACACAGUGUCAUCAGCCAUACAAAGUUAAAAGAGAUGGCACUCAGAAUUAGUGGGGUCUCAAAGAAACAGUAUUGUGAAAGGGGAAGGGACAGACCCCAGGGAGAGGGAAGCUGGUUCAGUAUUCCACAUCCAGGGACAGAUAAGAGAAUCCUUACUAAACGAAGAUGGGGAGACUCAUACAGGAUGGGUUUUAGGCAGAGUGGGACCCAAAGGCAUGGAAGGAGGCACCUCAGGGGAGUCUGCCAUGUAGAAUGUGAGGGACCCAAGAACUCACUACCAUGAAAUAGUAGUAGCAAGUGGUCCUUAGUAAACAAGCUAUGGAAACAACUUAUCUUGAACAAGUUCUGUAGAGGAAACCCAGAGAGACAGGAAGUACCAUUUCCUGUUUGGGGAGUGCAGAAAGAGUUGUGAAGUGUUUGGUAGGCCAUAAUAUAUGGCUGCUGGUGGUGGGCUUUGUUGUUUUUGUGUGGGUGUAGACCUACUUUGCAGAAACACCAGUGAGGUCGGAGAUGCACGGAAAUUAGUUAGCUAGAAAUAUGAAUGAAAGAGGUGCAGUGCCAGUCCAGAGAGUGAAAAGAUUGAGUGCAGUUGGGGAAAUCAGGACAAUUUUGAACUGUAAGCUUAUAGGGGGCAGGGUCCUUUUUUGUAUAUAUUUUUGUGCUAAGUUCCAUAUAUAUUAAUGGUGCCAUACAAAUAUUUAUUUUUUAUUUUUGUAAAACAACUACCCUGCUCUUCAACCAAAAAUGCCCAUUGAUUUAGAUAUUUAGAUAUGUUAGCUACAUGGUAUAUGGUACUUGUAUUUGUGGUAGUACAAGCUAAAUGGGACAGUUCAUAGAUCUCACUUAAUAUUUUCUGGCUUUUUAAAAGUACAUUCUUAUCCCUUCAUCUAAGUAAAAUUAAUUCAUUUUGAUCCUAGGAACCGUCCCUUUACACUGUCAAGGCAAUUUUCAUCUUGGACAGCUUUGGGCAGCGACUUUUGGCCAAGGCAGGUACCUCCACCAAUUUUUUUAAAGGCUCAGUUCCACUCUGGUAAGACACCAUUUUUCAGGUUGGGAAUAGAAGAUCUCUGCUGGGGUGCAUUCAGUAGUGGAGGUCAAACACAUGAAACAAGGAAUCCUACUACUUGUCCUUUGAGAAAGCCAGACCAGCUUAUCUGAGACUUGCAGUCAAUCUCACACCCAGAGAAUUGAGACCUGCUUAAUUUGAACAGUGCACCCGCAGCAUGUGUCCUCAGACCAUUCAUUGGGGUGGGCUUGUUGACUCCAUCCCAGAAAUUAAGAAUUGCUAUGCUGGAUCACUGCUUAACAGCAACCAACCAAGUUCAGGGGGGUGGAGAUUGCAUAAGGAGGGCAACAUCUGCCUUCUUCUGUUAUUUCCUGCAUGAGGUCAGCAAGAGAUCCUUAUUACCUUGGCUAAUUGCCCCAGCUGUACUGGUGCCCCAUGUAGCCAUCCAAUCCCUUUGAAAAGCUACUUUUGCUACUUGGGACCAAACACUCUUUGUGUUCAUUGAGUUCCAUCAGUUGAGUUUUCGUAUCACGGGAAUAACUUCCUGUUCUCGUAAAUGUGUCCCCAUCAAUUUCAGCCACUGUUUCCACCUUUAUGCAUUCUGACAGGUAAUCGUUUUUCACUCUCUGUUCAUCACUGAUGUGAGGGAUGAAGGGCCUGUGGACCUCCAGAUGUCGCUGAACACAGCUCCUAUCAUCCCUGACUAUUAGCCACACUGAGGGCCACAUGUUCCCCAUGCCUAAUGUAUACGUUACUCAUUCUUGAGAGAGAAACCAUAGAGUGCAGGAGCGAGAGCGUGAAAGACUGUUAAAACUGUUGAGAGAGAAAGCAGAGUAUGAAGGCUAGAGUGGCAAGAGAUCCAUGGCCAGUCUCUCUCUCUCGCUCUCUCUCACCUUCACUCCCUCUCCAACCCAGAAAUAAACAGAAGAUUUCAGAGGUGGGAGCAUCCAAGAAAUUUGAGGGCUGCAUUCAAGCCCACCUCUGAUGUAGUCCAACAUUUUGUUUCCACCAACAGCCAACCAAGUGUUUCUGAGCGCUCACAGGUGGGCCAAGAAGUUAAUAGCGUCCCCUUGUUUAUCCCUAGCAUUUGGUCUUGGAUAUAGAUUGUCUCUGAAUAUGGAAGUUCCAUUUAGCUAUCAUGCCUGAUAGCUAUUGCUCUAUCUAUUGCUUAGGAGCACUGUUCUCUAACAGGCUUUUACCAAUUUUCACAUCGAGGGGAUUUUCAUUUUCAGUGAGCAUGAAUGUUGUGGGAACUCCAGCUCCCAUCAAUCCCAGCCAGCACAUCCAGUGAUCAUGGAUGUUGGAAUUUGUAGUCCAGUAACAGCUGGAAGACCACAGGUUCCCAAUCCCUGCUCUAAAGUCUGGAUAGAGGUGAUUCUUAUUUGUUAGCCAUUCCCUACUCCUAUGCGGCCUCAUCCUUGUUUUGAGCCUCUUUUUCUGGCUGUCCACAGUAUUAUGAUGACACCUUUCCAUCUAUGAAGGAACAGAAGAGUUUUGAAAGGAAUGUCUUCAACAAGACCCACAAGACUGACAGUGAGUAUGCGGCCAUUAAAGAUAAACAAACAACCAGCAGCCUCUAGUACCACCAGACACUCAACCAUAGAUCUCCUUGGCUCUUCUCCUUCCCUUGAGAAACAGAGACCACAUCUGCACUGUACAUUUAACGUAGUAUUGUGUCACUUUAAACAGGCACCGCCCCCCAAAAGAAUUCUGGGAAGUGUAGUUUGUUAAAUGGGCUGAGAGUUGUUAGAAGACUCCUAUUCCCUUCAUGGAGCUACAGUUCCCAAAGUGGUUUAACAACCAGUCUUUCUUCUUAGUUCUGUGAGGGGAAUAGGGGGACUCUCAGUACCCUUUAAAAUAUUACAGCUCCCAGGAUAUGUUGAGAAAAGCCAUGACUGUUUAAAGUGGUAUGAUAUUGCUUUAAAUGUACAGUAUAGUGCAGGUAGGACCAAAAAUAUUUCCAUCAACCAAGAGUGAAAAGAGACACUUGGAGUGACAAAGGGACAGGUGAUGGCAAUGUGGAGUGGUCCAGCAACUGGCCUAAGUGAUGGAGAGAGAUCAAGAGGAGGACACAUUGCAGAAGGUUUUUCUGCGCCGCGGAAGAGGAGGAGUAUGGGGUGAAUUUGGCCUGCACUCCUGAAGCAAAUUUAGUUGCUGGUAUGGAGACAUAUUUACCCCAAGACAAAUCCACUCCGCUGGUUUGCAUUUCAAAUAGGUACUCCUGUAGAAAUGUUAGCCAUUAUCUGGAGAGGAAUAAGCAGUCUUUAAAAAAUAAAAUAAAAACCUGCCACUUAGAAGAUGUUAUGCCAAGCACAAUCUUGUAUGCUCUAACUGUUAGAAACCUAUGUGUGUUGGACAAGGUGUUUGCCUUAUCUGCAGUCAGACAUUGGCAGGCCUCCUUUUGGUCCCUGUUCUGGGUGCAGUCAAGAGAAAACCCCUUCAGCUCUGGGGCAGCUUGGCACACCCUUUAAAAGGUAAACAAGCUCCAUCUCAGUCAGAUGGAGCCCAUCAGAAAAGACCUGGCUGACUCAGAUUCCAUCCAUUUACAACUGCAGCAUGGGUAGAAUUAAAUUGUUAGAAAUCAUAAAAAAUAAAUCAGAAAUAAGGUCACCAGUCCACAAGCAAAUGAGGCAGGGCCUGAUGGAGUUGUAAGGUUCUCGAAGGUGGGAUAGCUCAGUUGGUAGAGCAUUAGACUCUUAAUCUCAGGGUCGUGGGUUUGUGCCCCACGUUGAGCGAAAGAUUCCUGCAUUUUAACAUUGGGGGUUGGACUAGAUGCCCCUCGUGGUCGCUUCCAACAAUACAAUUCUAUGAUUCUAAGAGCUUUCCCGCUUCUCUCUCUAAACAUUAUUUCUCUUUCUUGUUUUCCUCAGGUGAGAUUGCUUUUUUGGAAGGCCUGACCAUUGUCUAUAAAAGCAGCAUUGAUCUUUUCUUUUAUGUAGUGGGCAGUCCCCAUGAGAAUGAGGUAAAUACUUUUUUUUUUUAGCCAGCAGGUAAAUGAGCUAAAUAGUGACUUAUGUAGCCUUAAGUGAUAUCUUGUACUUCUUAUUUUGUGGUUUCAUUGCCUUUCAUUUCUGUCCGUCCCGUCCCCCCAAAUGUUGAACAGAAAACAGUUAUAGGUAGAAACCACGAAGAGAAAGGUUCUAAUUAAGCUUACACAUGACUUUACAAAUGGACAGGACUCUGAGUAAAGAUUGCACAAAGUCAUCACAUUGCCAAGUAAUAGUGCUAUGUUUGCUUCUGUUCCCAGCUAAUUUCAGAAAAACAAAGCUACAGCAAAGCUUUGGGGCCCCUACGUGAAAACAACCUAUGUUCUGUCUGCUCUGUGUGUUUCUAGUAGAUGGUCAGGGAGAAAUAUAGUACAUGUUUAAAAGAUCACUUGAUUUUGUUUUUGUUGACAUGAGUCUUCCUUUCUUGGUCCCACUUUUUAAUAGCUGAUGUUGAUGUCCGUUCUUACCUGUCUCUUUGAAUCUCUCAACCAUAUGCUGCGGUGAGUAUCAUCAUUAAUCCCAGUGGAGAUCAAUGAGAUUCUCACAAAGUGGAAGGGACAAAAUAAAUAAUCGCUCUGAUCUGUUGCCCAAAGAUAGUAUGUGUGCCCAUGUGCUCGUAAUCCAGAUCAUAGGUAAAGGUAAAGGGACCCCUGACCAUUAGGUCCAGUCGUGGCCGACUCUGGGGUUGUGGCACUCAUCUCGCUUUAUUGGCCGAGGGAGCCGGCGUACAGCUUCCAGGGCAUGUGGCCAGCAUGACCAAGCCGUUUCUGGUGAACCAGAGCAGUGCACGGAAAUGCUGUUUACCUUCCCGCUGGAGCGGUACCUAUUUAUCUACUUGCACUUUGACGUGCUUUCAAACUGCUAGGUUGGCAGGAGCAGGGACUGAGCAAUGGGAGCUCACCCCGUUGCGGGGAUUCGAACCGCUGACCUUCUGAUCAGCAAGUCCUAGGCUCUGUGGUUUAACCCACAGUGCCACCCGUGUCCCCAAUCCAGAUCAUAGUUUGGUACAAAACAGAGGAUGGGCAUAUUGUAGCUGUAGAACAAAGAACAUAAGAUGGCUCAAAGAAGCAAGUGAAGCUGCAUGCUACAGGGAAUGGCAAAACUAUGAGAAUUUCUCAGUGGAUUGUGUCUAUUGCAAUAGCAGAUUAACAGUAUCUCCAAGCUCAAAGUGCUUUCUGCUUUCCAGAAAAGCUUUUAUUGGCAAGAUACGUUCCUUCCCAAAAUGUUCCCCUUGAUUUAUAGGGUAUUUUAAUGGACUGUCUCUUCAAAUACCAAGAAACUGGUAGCAAGAAUCUGCAUCUGUGAUUGUUUUCUAGGUGCCCCUGUCAUCAAAUGUGAAGCUGGUGACAAUGAAGGAGAGAGCCUUUUCAGUAGUGGCACCCUGCCCAUGUAAUACUGACCUUAAGGAGGCUUGCGUACCAUCCAUUUUGCUAUCACUUGGGCAGCACUCCUUUUUAUUGUCUGAAUACAAUGAGAAACUCUGCCCCUUUGCAGAACUCUCACCAUCCUGGUUGUUCUCCUUCUGGCACGCUCCAGUUUGUCAAGGUUCUCCUUCAAAAUAUGGCACCCAAAACUGGACACAGGUCCCCAGAUGUGGCUUGACUAGCACAGAAAUGACUCCUAAACUAGUUUAAAUCUAGUAGUGUAGACAUGUUCCUGGUGCUCAUAGUUGCCUUGCCUUGUCUUGUAUCUAGAAAGAACGUGGAGAAGCGAACCCUGGUGGAAAACAUGGAUGGGGUGUUCCUUGUGGUGGAUGAGAUCGUUGAUGGCGGGUGAGAUCAUGUGGAAGGGGAGAAAAGGGAAAUGAAUUAAUUUGGCAGAUCUCAGCAAGCUGGCUCAUGUCACCCUGUUUUAAAUCUGGAGUUAAAAGGAUCUGCCAUAGCUCAUCCAACUCACCGAGAUUCAAACACUUGCUGAGUACCUAAAUCACAUUAAGGAAUCCAGUUAAAAUGUAAACACAAGUAACAAAAUGUGAGCUCAAUUAAUUCAUGUUUUACAAACAACCCAUUAGAUGUGUUUUCUCCUACUUUUUGAACUAGUAAGAGACUCACAAUUAAAGGUAAUUUCUCCUUUUCAAAAGGCAGAAUUGCAGUUGAUGCAUUGCUCCCUUGCUUGAGGGAAAUGAAAUGAAAAAGGUUUCACAAAAUACCAGGAGGAAGGGAGGAACUUUGUGGGAGUUACUACUUUUGUUUUUAAAGGCUCUCAUAAAUGUUCUUACACUGCCAUGGUGCAGCCUAGGGAGAGAUCAGAUAUAAAAUGAGAACAGGGCUUUAGAAAACAGCAGCGCAUAAAAUAAAUGUCGCCAAAUGGCACAAGGAAUGCCAUGGUGCUGUUCAUCACUGACAACAGCCAGUAAGCCACAGCUACAAUUGCAUAAAUUGUUUCUUAAAAGAAAUGCAGUGUGUGGCAACAAAACGUUGCCUUUGGAUCAGUAGUGUAAAGUGCUUUAGAAUCGCUUCCCCAAAUGCUUCUGGAUUCCUUGCAACAGCUGCAUAACAACUGCAUAGUUCUUGCCAGAGACACAGAUCAAAAUCUCCCUUCCCAAGAUGUUUCAUUUUUCUUCUCCAUUUUAGUGUGAUUUUGGAAAGUGAUGCCCAGCAAGUCAUCCAGAAGCUGAAUUUUAGGGUAAGUGGUCUGUCCCUUCCUUCCUUCCUUCCUUCCUUCCUUCCUUCCUUCCUUCCUUCCUGUAAAUAUUCUCUCAUCUCUGCACUUUAUUCCCUUGCUCAUCUCCCUGAACCUUUUUCCACCUCAGACAAUCCCGGAGCCUGCAGCUUAUGGCUUUGUUCUCUUUGAUUACAUCACGGGUAACUCCGAAUACAAUGAAAUUUUGCCCGAGAGGCUCUACAAAUAGCGAACUGUUCUCGCAAACAGGAUGCAGGAGUAAGACUUGACUUCCUUCUAAGCAUGUCACUUUAAUGCAGCAUGGCAGCUGACUGGGUUAAAAUCGUCCUGCUUCCUUUAUCCCCCAUUGCAAAUCGUCCGGGGAGAUUCUUUCUCUCCUUUCUACCUGUCUGGCUUUUCCCACACCUCUAGACCCUUUUUGGGGCUGUGGCUAAAACUAGCUUGUGUGCAUGUAGGAAUGGAGGGGGGCACAAUUGCAAGAAAGCAAAAAAAGCCCAGAUACUGUAAAGCCCUAGACAUUUUGAUCUCAUGGUACCAUUUAGGCCAGAACCUGUGUGAAGCCAGCACUCGCGCAUCUCUAGCCAGCUUAUAUCAAAUUACUGUUGUUAUAAACACACACAAUGGUUCUAUGAGAUUGUAUGUUGUUGGCAAAAAGGAGGUGGCUGGGUAAAGAAGUAGGAAGCAAAGGUAGCCAAGGGGAUGCAAAAGAGACUGAAUCUGCUAUAGGGCACAAACAAAACCUUUGUAUUAGCAGUGGUUGCUUCCUUGCCUCCCAGGAAUGCAACUUUUUAUUAUAUUUAUUUUAAAAGAGGAUUUCUGAACUGCCAGUUCAUUAAAAAAAAGAGUAUACAGUAAAAUCAUUAAAACAUUAUAAAGUUUCAAAGUAAAUUAAGAAACGACCAACACAGAAUCAAAUUAAUUCUCUAAAGAGGCUUGUGGAAAGAGAAAUGUCUCUAGCAGGCAGCUAGACAACAGGAUUGUGGGUGCCUUCCAUUGCAGACAUGGCAAACUUUCUGCAAUUAAGGGAAGAGAAAAUGGUGCAGUUUUAUUGCAUUUUACAUAAGUGUCCUGCUGCGAACGGGUUGUUUCUGUCUUCCAUCCCAUGAGGAUGCUGGUGGAGGGAUACUAUAAUUAAAGCUAAAUAAAUGAUUUUUAAUAAGUGGCCAGAGGGGUAGCCUAUAUUUGUAUAGGAUGAGUCAGCCGCAAAACACAGGCAGCAUGUGUGUGUGCCUGGUAUGAUAUGGUGUAUGUGUGAGCUUCUAAGCAUGCUGUGUCAACAGCAGUAUUAAACUAUGUUCCCACUUCAUCAGAAUAUGCACAAACACUCCCCAUAUUUGGGUUUGCUUUCCAAGUUUGUUUUUUUUAAGGAGGACAUGAGCCUGCAGCAUGGACAACUUUUGAGUGUAACAAUGCUCUCGAUGUUAAAUAUCGCUGCUAUUCGUCUGGUUUUGCUCCUGUGAUGGGAAAUAGGAUCGGGAGAGGAUAUGUAAUAUCAGUAGCCUGGCUUCCAACCUUUAAGGGCUCUUGCAGAACUAUCUCUGCAUGUGUUGUACCCACCUCCAGCAGCUAUGGGGGUGAUUCCGUUUAUGGCCUGUUUCACACAGGAGCCUGGUGGUGAAAAGCUGAGUGACUGUGGCUGGUAACAGACCCAAGAACAGCUAAUGGAAUUAGGCACAGGAGGAGCCAAGUCAGAGGAAUGGUCCAUUUGGUUCAUCAUUGUCCACAGUGCGUGGUUGCAUAUCUCCCAUGGUGUCAGACAGAAUCUUUACCUAGGGAUGCUGGGACAGUGAAUAGGGUCUUGCACCGAGUUAAAAGCCACCUCUUCCUACCCCCUCUCAGUGCCACCAUUGCCACCACUUGCCUGCUGGCUGAGGCAUCGAUGGAGGGAGAAUAAUCAGGCAGGAAGCAAUGAGGUCCAAUGUACACCGCUUUAGCUGCACAUUGAAUUUUAUUUGCCAUGUUACCCUAUUGGCCCGAAUAUAAGCCACACCCGCAAAUAAGCCACACCUUUAAAAUUUGGCGGCUUGGGGGAGGAUUGGGAGCCGUGGACAGGAUGGGUGCCCGUGCUCUCGGCUGCUUCCUCGGGGGGACGGGGGGGCGAGCCACGCUGCUUUGCCAGCGGUAUAAGGUUGCAAAUAUAAGCCACACUUUAACGUUUCACGAUUUGAACUUGGAAAAAAAUGUGGCUUAUAUUCAGGCCAAUACGGUAUUGUCCAUUUGGAAAAUACCUUUUGGGAUUCUUUACUGUCUGUCUGCUUGGAAUUUUCCCAUCUUGAAUAAUUUGAAGUUGUCUGCAAAUUUUGCACUACCUCAUGGCUUUCUUCCACCUCCAGAUCAUUUAUGAAUGUUAAAACACUAUUCCAACUAUUCCACUAUUCCAAAUGCAAUGUGAAGAUUCCCUCCAAUGUGAAAACUGCCCAUUUAUUACUUCCUCCUUCUCCCUGUUCUUUAAUCCAUUACUGACCUGUCAAAGGACCUGUCCCAUUAUCUGGUGACCGCUAAGGACCAAACUAGAUGAAGAAACCAUUCACAGAAUUACCAGCUGUGCGAAUGGCUUUUAAAAAGCAAAUGGCAGGCUCAUGAGGCCUGAUCUAGAUCAGGAAUCUGGUGUGGGAAUUUCGGAGGGGGGUUGCACUUGCUGUUGUUAUGGAAGAAAAACUCCCAUUCAUGCUCCCUCCCCAUUCACUACAAAGAGGCAUUUGAUCUCGAUUGGGACUGCAGAAGGGGGGAAAGGGUUAAAGCCUAACUUAACACCCAUCCACCCACCCCGUGCCAGGAGCCUAAUCCAGAUUGUGGGGGAGUGGGCUUUUUUAAAAGUCAUGCACACCGUUGAUAAUUCUCUGAAUGGUGCUGCAUCCAGUUUGUCCGUAAAUUUAGUUAGGAUACAAUCCCAUGGUCCCUGGAAAGUCAUCCUAGGGGCCAUAGGAUAGAACAGAACAGAUCCCUCUUUCUUCCUGCAAAGAAGGGGAUCUGCCCUCACAAGCCUCCCAGUUACAGGUGCAGAAACUUUGCAGCCCUUGUUGCUCUGCUGUCAGAGGUAACAACAAGGGGUGGGGGGGCAGAUAAAGUGAAAAACACCAUACUUCCCCGCCCUCAAGCCAUCACCUACCCACCUUUUGUCCUGGCCAGUGCAAGACUGGAUGAGUUUUUUUCUAUCUCUGCUUCUGAAUUAGUUCUUCAAGAGAUCUCCCAGAAAAAAGCUGCCUGGGUUGGCCUGGGUGUAUCUCUCCCAACACUUAGUCAUAAAUUUUGUCAUAAUGGUCUUUAGCUGCUCAAUUUCUCACUUGUGGUAUAUUUAAAGGAAAUGUCAUUGUCUGUGUCUUCAGCAUUUUGCUCUUCAGAUCCCCUUAAAUUUCCUCACCUUUCCCCUGCCUGUUUUUAGGUGGAUGACAGCUCUUUAUCUGAACACAGUGUCACUCAGGUGAGUUUACUCUGGAGUUUCUCUUGCAUGCAGGUACCCUGCUCUCAGCUGGCGGUGUCGUCGUGCGGAUUAGUUAGACAAGUGGGACCCGCAACAGAAUGUUGCAGUGCAGAGUGCAGCACUUCAGGAUUCCAGCUACUCCCUGCUCCAUCCCAACUUCCUCCUUGUUUUCCCUUCUUCCCCCAACAAAAACUUAAGUGUGCUAAGUGUCUAGAAAUUGUUCUAAGAUGUUUUAUGGGGCCCCUCUUCCUGGUUCCAGCUCCCAGGUUUUUCUGUGUUUCUGCAAAUAUUUGGGUAUCCCCAAGCCUGCCUAUACCUAUCCUCUCGUGCGUGGACAGUGUAUUUUGACUACCAUAUUUUUUGCUCUAUAAGACUCACUUUUUCCCUCCUAAAAAGUAAGGGGAAAUGUGUGUGCGUCUUAUGGAGUGAGUGCAGGCUGCGCAGCUAUCACAGAAACCAGAACAGCAAGAGGGAUUGCUGCUUUCACUGCGCAGUGAUCCCUCUUUCUGAUCUGGCUUCUGAGAUUCAGAAUAUUUUCUUUCUUGUUUUCCUCCUCCAAAAACUAGAUGUGUCUUGUGGUCUGGUGCGUCUUAGAGCGAAAAAUACGGUAUAUAAGGAUUCGCACUCAGAUAAUGAGUUUGUUAGUAGCAUGUAAGAUGUGUGCCAGAGGCAGUUAUGGGUAUUGUCUGUGUGGUACGCAAUAUUUUCCCACAGGCAUGCAUGCCCUCUCCCCCAGCAAAGCAUAUACUUGCCUUUGCAAACGUGCAAUUAAAACUCUGCUGGGGAAAUUUCUGCGGGGAGAGCUUCAGUACCCAGUCUGCCCAGAAGCAGCUUUUCUUUCUUAAAAUUGGCAUCGGGACUCUACUGCAUGUGUUUGCACAGAGUGCGUGUAUGACAUCAGCAUGUGGCCAUAGAGGCGUGUAUGUGAGAGAGGGAGGCGGAGAGUGUGUACAGGAUACAGAGUUCAAAGUGAGAGACUGCGCUGUUUUCUCUUCCCACAAACCGGAAAGUUGCUUCCUGAAACCAGACCCUGUUCAGCCGAACAAGAGGCUGAAAAAUGUUGGUAAUAUUGGUAGCAAUCCUGCUCCACCUCCCCUAAGGUUUCUUAUCCCCCCCCCCCAUCUCACUAGCUAUCUCCUUACAGGCCGUCUUCUCCAAGUUAAUCCUGAUGGCAUAGAUCAAGAGGACAGGGGGUGGGUCCCUGGCAGGUCUCCUAACACCGUACUAACUGCCUCUUCUUGUCUGCUGCCUUAGAGUAAGUAGUUGGCAACAUAAACCCCUCGAGUCUGCGCUGCUGCUUUCGCCUGUGAAAAUAUUUCCCAUUUUAACCCAGUUGCUCCGAUCCAUAGAACGAGAACCAUUGCCUAAAAAACGACCUGCGUAAUCAAUGCUCGACUAUCCCAAUGAGUUGACGUUCGCAGUUCCGGGGACCAGGAGACAGGUCCUCAAAACUGGGGUGGGAAGGGGGAGAUAGAAGAGCGUGGUAUAAUGUUUGAGCCUACUCCCUGUUUGAAUGUUACUUUCUUGUGGCUGCUCUUGCCAAGUCUAACUGAUAUGUGGCUGUUUCAUUCAACAUUUUUUUACAUCUCCCAAUUCUCUGUGGCAUAUUAGGGGUAUACUCAAUUUUGUCAUUUUAAUUUUUUCACAGUGAAAGUGUCUUGGUGGGAAUUUUCACUUGCUUAACUAUUCCACACGCUGCUUAUUGCCUGUUUGAACUAGCUUGUUUUCCUUAUCUGUAGCUUUUGACACCAUCCAGCCAAGGAUCGCAUAGGUAGUGUGAGGCCAUCAGGUUUCAUGCAGGAAAUGGCUGCAUGACAGCUUCACAAAGCCAAAUCAGAAUGAAGGCAGAGAGUUCUGCUUUCACUCUGAAUAGGCUCCCUGACGAUACUGCAUAGCCCAUCAGAUUAUGCUAAGUGAUGAUACUAAGCAAGAAUGAAGGGCAGUGCUUUCUGCCUUCACUCCGAAUGAGAGAUCAUUUUGGCUGUCUUUUACAGUGCCUCCUGAAUAAUUGUCGAAAUGGGAGAAUGCAAUUUGUAGCUCGACAACUUACGACAUACAUGUACCCUACAUAUCUAUAUGGGCUUUAUCUAGUUUGAGAAUCAUGGGUUGUAGUUUGAUUUGAAUGCUAAGAAUUCUUCAUUAGAGAUUUGCAGCUUUCCGCACAGGACUACAUCCCCCAAGAUUCCUUAGAAUGAGGGAAUGAAUAUUAAGACAGUUUAAAUCUGUAUUAGCCUAUAGGGCACACUUGUAGCCAACUGCACCAUUUCGCAUAAAUAGCGCCAUGGGGCCACAUGUUGCCUAGCAACUGCAAGCGCACUUUACAUAGGUCUAGCAUCAUAGCUGGGGAGAAAGUCGAGGAGGGGGUCAGGGGAGAGGGGCUGGCACUAAGGGACACAUUACAGUGAGGGACAGAGGACAUGCUGGGGCCCAAUAUCCCCUUUGUCCACAAUGGGGAAACUAAAGGGCAUCACACAUAAAUGCUUGGCAUAUCUCUAUAUGCACCAAUGUUUGCUUAAACAUUGUGAUCAGAUUACUGUGGACAUGAUAUAGUUCAUCUUUUUUAAACAGAGGGAGAACUCAGAUAGAGUUGGGAAGUCCUUAGCAUCCAGUUGCCCGGGCCACCACAAACUUUUGUGUCUGUCCUAGAGCCUGAUUUUGCAUUCAUUGAUCACCCCUUCUUCAUCUAAAAGACACACCUGCCCCCUGGUGUUCAACUAGUUAGGUUGAGACACUUCCCAAGAUUUGAUUCCUUUAGAAUGUUCAUCUGGAUUUAGCUCCCAGAGCUUUUUUUUUAAAAUGGCAGUGGCAGAUGUGACACCAGACUAACAAACAUCAGCAUGCCUCUUGAGUACGUGCAGAGUGCCUUUUCCAUAGCUUUGCAUAACUGCAAUUGGCAGCUGCGUAUUCAGGACUGGAGGAAGAUCUUCCACGUCAAAAGAAAUGACUCCCAAUAGGAAUGGGGAAUUGGACUCCAACUCCCAUCAGCCCCUGCCAGUGUGGCCAACACAAUGCAAGUUGCAGUCCUACAACACCACAUGUUUUCCUGAUUUACAGGGUGGUUUGAACCACAGUAUCUGCUGGUUGACUUGCAUCUACAUCGUGCAUCUGGUUGACCGGGAUUAUUAGAACACAUGUUCCACAAUGCAUUGCUUUCUGUUUGAGAGAUGCUGUGUUUUGGAUGAUUGGGGUGGAGGGAGUGUUGAGGGUGGUAGUGCUGGGUAGUCCUGCCUCAUAGGGUCACAUUUGGUCCGGUGAUCUUUUGGCUCCUGCGAAUUUAUUUCUGGACUUGCUCUUUGUUAACCAUCUCCCAAGAUGAGCUUGUAAAGAUGCAAAGAAAUGCAAACAACAGAUCCCUUUAGUUUUAACUUCAGAAUGGCUAAUCAAAUUGCCCCAAUGCAGGGCCUACAGAUUCCCCAUGCCUUUGGCCUAGCCUGUUGGCAAAACACUGGAGAUAGAAGCAAUUAAUUGUUCUCAUUUUCUCUCUCUCUCUUCCCCCCAACUUGUUCAUAGGUUCUGCAGUCUGCCAAAGAACAAAUUAAGUGGUCCUUAUUAAAAUAAAGUCACCCACAGCAAAAGACACGGCGUUGGAGAGUUUUGUUUUUACAUUUUCUCACAUUGCUCUGUUCUUCUGAGCCUUUCCCAUUUGCCCCAAAGGAUGAGGAUGGAACCUUUCAGUGGGUACAAGUUGGUUGGCUGACAAGUGGAGAGAAUGCUAAUUUCCCAGGGACUCAUCUGUGUAACUUUGGAGGGCUGGGGAAAGUGUGUGUGUAUUUUAAAAGUGUUCUAAACAAAGUAAUAGAAUCAUCUAUUACAGCCCUUCCUAUUUUUGGACUACAACUCCCAUAAUUCCUGCUAAUCGGCAGUUCUGCCUAACACCUGCAUUAUUGGAAUAAAUGUAAUGACAUGGUAAGCCUGAAAACUCAAAUCAGGCUGAUCCAUCUAAGUAAUAUUUCAGAGGUGCAGUUUUAAUUUAAUUUUUUUUGCUCUGGUUCCUUCACAAUUGCUGCAAAUAUCCCACUCUAAACUUCCCUUGCCUGACCUCUUCUGGGAUAUAAUGACAUUGCAGUCCCGAGAUAAUCAUAUCCUUUCUCAGUGCCUCCCAUUUGUUCACGUG